This is a messenger RNA of Dictyostelium discoideum AX4, 582 nucleotides long. RefSeq lists its product as hypothetical. The coding region runs from base 1 to 582 and encodes 193 amino acids. The transcript has 2 exons. Lineage: Eukaryota; Evosea; Eumycetozoa; Dictyosteliales; Dictyosteliaceae. The record is from RefSeq and is a predicted model, not a curated record.
AUGAAUUAUUAUUAUUAUACUAAAAAAAAAAAAAAUGAAAAAUAUUUAUUUUUUAGAAAUAAUCCAACACCUUCAGCUAACCAGAUAUUAUUUCAAUCAUUUGCAGGAAAAUGGAGUUUUAAUAGAAAAAUUGUUCAUAAAUCAGUAAUAGAUGUAUCACAACAAUUUACAUUUUCAACAAUUGAUAAAAAUAAUAAUAAUAGUAAUGAUAUAUCAAUAGUUUCAGGUAUAGCAUCAUUUAAACAAUUAGAUAAUGACGAAUUUUCAUAUCAAUAUCAAGAGGAGGGAAUAUUAAAACAACCAGAUAAUACAACAUUUAAUAUUAGUCAAAGGUAUAUCUAUAGAUUAAAGGAUGAUAUAAUUUCAGUUUAUUUUGAUGAGAAACCAGAACGAUUAUUUCAGACAUUAGAUUUCAAUAACUCUUCAUUAGCAAAAGGUCAUCAUCUUUGUGGGAAUGAUACAUACGAUGCAAUUUAUCAAUUAAUAUCACCAAAAGAAUUUAAUUUAAUUUAUUCAGUUUUGGGUCCAAAAAAGAAUUAUAAAAUUACAACAACAUUUUUAAAAAUUGAUGAUAUUAUAUAG